This is a messenger RNA of Frieseomelitta varia, 6058 nucleotides long. RefSeq lists its product as uncharacterized. Bases 1301 to 2044 code for a protein of 247 amino acids. Lineage: Eukaryota; Metazoa; Arthropoda; Insecta; Hymenoptera; Apidae. The record is from RefSeq and is a predicted model, not a curated record. Gene Ontology annotation, molecular function: R-SMAD binding. Gene Ontology annotation, biological process: negative regulation of transforming growth factor beta receptor signaling pathway. Gene Ontology annotation, cellular component: early endosome membrane; Golgi membrane. The transcript is spliced from 4 exons.
CUGACAGCCACCGGACGAAUUCAGUCUGCCGCUGGACUUGAAACGUGGGGGACGUGAACGAGACUCUCGUCAAGGGUUCUCUUCUCUGUCGCGGUGCAGGUUCCGCUUUCUAGUUCGUCGUUCGUCGCACUUGGCGCCGCGAACAGAAGAGACUCGGUCCGUGGCUAGGAGGAGACGAACUUUAAUCCUCCGGCGAGCAAAGUUACUAGAAACUAGUUCCUCCGGCAGUGCGUGGUUUUUCUCGUUGGUUUUCCUCGCUGGAAUCUCACCUACGCCUUGCAACGACUCGCGAGAAGUUGUCAACUACGCCACUGACGUUUCUACAGUUGGGACAACGGACGACGUCGGAGGAGUCAGGCCAACAGAGUGGCUGCUGUCGUUCCGACCAAUUCCGCCGGCGUGCGUUUUCGUAAACGAGUGAACGAGCCCCGAUUGACAGUGGCGCGGGGCGACGUUCGUUUUUGGAAGAACAGCGACGAGUGAGAAACGAGCCUGGCGUUCGAAAGUCAAGGUCGUACCUGUCAAAAGACCUGCACGCGCGUACCGGCGCAUUAUUUAGCCGUCUCGGCUGGCAAGUGACGCGAGAGGGAUUCCUUUCUAGCCGGUCUCGGGCCGCGGGACCACGCGCGUCUGCCUCCUUCUUCGCGGAAGCCUCCAGGAAUUCUUUGCCUGUUUCUUCGUACGACCGUACCGCGUCAACUUGCGCGCCUGUGUGUAUACGUACGCACGGAGACGAAGCCGCGACAGAGUUCGUACAAGUGUUCUGUAAAUAUCGGCGGGACGAAGAGGAAAAGGGGGAGAGUGAGAGAGAGAAGAAGAAAAAGGAAAAAAAAAAAAAAAGAAACGAACGUCGCGUUAUUGAGGAACGACACGUGUGGGCCCAUUGCCACACUCGUUCGACAACCGUGCACGUACCGUCUCUGUCACGCACGGCCGAGUGCAACGUGAUCGAAUUAAGCAGAAACCAGGUCGUUUCCUCUUAACACGGUCGGAGAAUCGAUCGUGUCUUCUCGUCUCUUCGCGCGUUUGUAAAUUUGCCUUUUCCUCAAGAGAGAUAAGCGGAAGAACUUUCUUCUUCUUCUUUUUUUUUUUUUUUUGUCGUGAGAACAGGAGGAUAGAAUAAAAGAAUUAAAAAAAAGGACAAAGUGUGCAAUAACGAGAAAUUCGAAUUCGUGGAACGAGCAGGCUUGACGGUGUGCAGCAACGGAACGCCGGGAGAGCCCGGGAGUGUUUAUAUGCCAGCUUGACAGCUGACGGCCAGUGGUUUCCAGCACGUCGACAACCUGGCGGCACGGUUCAAAUGAAGUUGAGGCGUCGCUGCAUGCAGACGCUCGGCGUCUCCGUGAAACAGUUGAGGAGAAAGCUGCUCGAGCUGGGCGCACGAAUCCUUCACGUUCAGGGUUCGAAGCCACGCGACAUGGCCCUUGUGAUGCUGUCGAUGAGCCCAGGAAUGGAGGUGAGAAGCAGCAGUCAUGGUGGCCUCGGUGGUGGUGAUCCGAGCGGCGGAGGCGUAGCCGAGGUGAACGGCAACGGAGACGCAGCCACCGACGGGAUUCAGGAAGUGAUGGUGGCCGCGGCGAGGGACCGGGCGAUACGAGCCGGAAGUGUCCGGCAGGAUCUCGCCCUCGACCUACCACCGCGGCUGCAGCUCCCCGAUGGCGAGGAACGUCCAUACGGUGCACACACUACCUUCCAUCUUCGCGAUCCUGAACAGGAGAGCGAGAUAUACCAAAAGUGUGUUCGACCGCCACCAAACCGCACCGUAUUCGACAGUGAGAGCCCACCGCCAUAUCGGAGCCAGUCGGCGUUGCUGGACGCCCCGGAACGACUGGUCCGAUGCCACAGCGCGGGAAGCUCAUUGCUGAGGGUAUUCCGCAAGUUUCCAAGUCCGGGUAACUCGACACCGGCCGUAGUGGUGCCGCCCAGGAGGCCCACUUUGUCGAGUUACUCGGAAUCCAGUAGUAACCUCAGCAAUUUGUCGAGCCUUACUGUGGUAGCGUGCGAAGCUGACGAAGGUCAACAGCGUCAGCGGCAGCAUGUUUGAUCCCUAAAAGGAUUGAGCAAGACUUUCCCGGCCAUUGAGUGGACUGCCCCGAAACCAAUGGUGUGAGUUCCUCUGGGAUGUGAAGUAUCUUAAAAACAUCAAUUAAAGAACUUCAGACGAGUGGACUGCCCCGAAACCAAUGGUGUGAGUUCCUGUGUGGAACAUUGAGUAUCUUGAAAACAUAUGCAAUUAAAGUAAAACUUUUAAAGAACAAUUGAAGUAGUAGAAUAAAAAAGGAAACUUCAGACGAGUGGACUGCCCCGAAACCAGCGGUGUGAGUUCCUGUAUGGAACACUGAGUAUCUCGAAAACGUAUAUCAUGAAAGAACUUUUAAAGUUCAUGAAGUAGUAGAAUAAAAAAGGAAACUUCAGACGAACGGACUGCCCCGAAACCAGCGGUGUGAGUUCCUGUAUGGAACAUUGAGUAUCUCGAAAACAUAUAUCGUUAAACAACUUUUAAAAAACAGUUGAUGAAGUACAAUAAAAAAGAAAACUUCAGAUCGAGUGGACUGCCCCAAAACAAGCAGCGUGAGUUCCGGUAUGGGAUAGCGACAGUUUCUUGAAAUCAUUUAUUAUCUUUCUCUUUUAAAAAAAACAGCAAUGAUUGAGCAAAACGAAGGAAUGAAAAAGAAAACUUCAAACCAUCAAGUGGACUGCCCCAAAACAAGCAGCGUGAGUUCCGGUAUGGGAUAGCGGCAAGUUUCUUGAAAUGAUGUAUUAUUUCCUUCCUUCAAGAACAGUUGAUUUAACAAAAAAGGAAAAUUAAAAGAAUGAAAAAGAAAACUUCAGAUCAAGUGGACUGCCCCAAAACAGGCAGCGUGAGUUCCGGUAUGGGAUAGCGACAGUUUCUUGAAAUCAUUUAUUAUCUUUCUCUUUUAAAAAAAACAGUUGAUUGAGCAAAACGAAGGAAUGAAAAAGAAAACUUCAAACCAUCAAGUGGACUGCCCCAAAACAAGCAGCGUGAGUUCCGGUAUGGGAUAGCGGCAAGUUUCUUGAAAUGAUGUAUUAUUUCCUUCCUUCAAGAACAGUUGAUUUAACAAAAAAGGAAAAUAAAAAGAGUAAAAAAGAAAACUUCAGACCAUCGAGUGGACUGCCCCGAAACCAGCGGUGUGAGUUGCGGAGAUGGAACAGCGACAGGUCUCUAACAAUGAUUUGUCAUUCCUUUUGUAAGAACAGUCAAAAGAAGAAAACCUCAGGGGGAAAAAAAAAUGGGAGAAAAGCUUCAGCCAACACAACAUUGAUUUCCAACAUUCUGAUGCAAAGGGAAAAAUAUGGGGCGAGUAGACGACACCAGGCAGAAGGAACAUCGCUAGCAGCGGAGUCGUCGAUGCUCUAGUCGUCAAGGGAUCCCUUGACACCGAAGUCACGAGGACGAGGGACUUCGGUUCACCAAGCUCACGACUUGUCCUGUGUUCACAAUCUAACACGGGCACGACUGAAAAUCUCGACAGCGAAACAUCAUCUGAAAAAGAAGCAGUUCAUUGUUACGAUCUCUUUUUCUAAUCUCUACCGUUGCCAGCAGAUGCAAGUCUAAUUGACCUGGGUUUUUGUUGCUUUUUGCAAGAGCCACGAAUGCCGAACAGAGUGAAGAACCGUACUGAAGAGCGAAGAGCUGUUGAGCGGAGAUCUGCGUUCGUGGACCUGGGUGGCAACCAUUUUAAUUCAAACUGCAGCUGACGAAGAUUCUCCUACGUCUUCAAAUUUAACAUUGGAUGAUUUCGCAAUCUGGUUUUCUUUUCGAAAGGGCGGUUUUUCAUCAUGUCAAAGAAGAAAGAGAAGGGCAUCCAACGGAAAACUUCAGCGACAAAUGGCAAUAAAUGGACAAUUUGGAAAAGACGCCGAGUCAUUGUGACUCAGUUAUUCACACUUUACAAUUCAGUUAUUUGAAGAAAAAGAAACGGAGAAUGGAUCGACGACAUCAAAGGGCAUCAGAGUUUGGCAGCGGAUUUUGAUAUCAGCUUGAUGUCAUAGGUUUGCCAAAGGUACCUUAUGAAAAUCGAUGCUAAAAAGACCGCCUCAGUCAGCAGAACAAGCUAAGAAGAGCUUUGGCAGCCUUUUCAAAUGACAACUUCCAGGACCACGAGGAGGGGAGGAGGGGGGGGGGGUCGAUUGUAGCUUCGCUAACAGCUCCCCCCAAGGAAUUUCUAGUCGUCGAGGGGGCCCCGUAAAAAUGAAGCCGCAGGGAUGAGGAACUUCCAACUUGGUUUUUUUUUUUUUUUUUGGAAAAACCACGGAAUACGGACAACUGCGUUCGUAAAUUUGCAUCAACCGAUACUUCUCCCGAGAAGACUUUGGAAUUAUUACAAUUCUCAGAGAUGAUGACGAUUCAUCAACAUUUUAAUUGAGGAAAUUCACGUGAGCCGAGAUGGACCAUCGAGGUACUGGAUGAGUGGAGAGAAUAAAACAAUCACCCAAACGACGAGAUGAAUAACAAUAAGAAAAGGCCUAUCAACAAAGAGGGAAUAGAAGACGGUACGAAGCAGUCAACCGAUAUAAAUUUGAAAUUACGAUCCUUGUACCAUCUAGAUAAACUAAAUCCACGACAACUGGGGGAGAAGCUGAUCGUCGAUUAGCGUGGUGAGUCAGUGAUCGGAAAUAAUGGACAAAAGUGCGUCCGUUUUGUUGAAAAUGCAGCAACAAAAUCAUCGAUAUUUAAUACUUCUGAUCAUCGAGUAUAUAUAUAUGUAAUAUGUAUAUAUAUAUAUAUAUAUAUCUUGUUUUUUGGAAGAUUUGUUUCUCUCAUAUUGUUAAAAAAAUUAUUUAUUGGCGAUAGUUCGCGAUGUGGCGUGUUCCUGGUGGGGGGCACGCGACAGAGCGAAGGAAACGUGAAGUAAGCGGGCGAAUCCGCGACACACACUCUAUAUAGAAUAAAGUGAAUGUAUCUGACGUAUGAACGACGAGUCAAAUUGUAUGCGUGUGCCAUUUGUGAACGCGUCUGUGUAAAAAGAAAAAUAAGAAAACGGGUCCAGGCGAGAGAGAUAGAAGGAUGAGCAAAGGGGGGGUUGAAAAAUAGAGGGAGGAGCGGGUGGAAAUAUUAUUGAGAGAAACGAGAAGUGCGACGAAAAGUGUGAGAUGAGAAAGAGACAGAGAAAAAAGAAAAAAGGAUGGUUUUCUGAAUGAAUGACUGCAGCGCAAUUCUACGUGGCAACUUUGUAAGUAUGCGCGUGUGAACAAACCGAUUUCACAAUUAUAAAAUAAGUUAAUACAGAAAAAUGGGAGAAAAGAACAACAUGGCGAGAAUGAUGAAACUUUGUAAAUAUUAGGUUAGGUAGUUCAAUAUCAAUAUAAUUACUGCGACUAAAAAAAAAAAAAAAAAGAAAUAAAUCUUUACACCAUCGCAUAAACACAGUUAGACAGGCCGUGCGAAAUCGCCCUGGGACACGCGUGUUACGCUUUUCGACGUGUUGGUUCUUCUGGACGCGAAUGAAAACGGCGGAAAGAAGAAAAAAUGGAAAAAAGAGGAAAACUGAAUCGUUCUCGAGCGUCGUGAUCGAUCCUUCGAUUUCUGAUCGAGAAGGCAAGAAUACCAUCGACUCAUCCUCGUCGUUCCUCCAACUCUUUCUUCUUCUUUCUUCUUCUUUUUUUUUUUUUUUUAAUUUUUCUUCUUCCGGAGGAGAGAAAAGAAAAACGCUUUCAGACUGUUCUCGCGAAAGAAGAGAAGAGUUUUCUUCCCUUGGCGCGAGAACAGAUCGGUACUCACGUUUUAGUGAUCGAUAUAACGAGUCGAGGAAGUCAGUGUCGCGACGUGAGGAACGAGUCGUGAGCGAAAAGGCCAUGAAAGGGGGAGGGAGGAGGGGGGGGGAGGUAAAAACGAUUGGAAAUCGAAGGAAGCCUCGGUGCAAUCGAAUAAUCAAUCGCCGCCGCGUCUCGCCGUGUUUCGAAUGGCUCGCAUCAUGUUUUAUAUUUAACGCUGCGUUUACUAUUAAUUCAGAUAUAGAUAAGGCUUCAGUUUCUUUCACAGAAGAGAGAGAGAAAGAGAGAGAGAGAGAGAGAGAGAGAGAAAAGGGACGAAGAU